This is a messenger RNA of Budorcas taxicolor (takin), 2058 nucleotides long. It is a transcript of the gene POU2F2, whose product is annotated as POU class 2 homeobox 2. Bases 1 to 2058 code for a protein of 685 amino acids. Gene Ontology annotation, cellular component: nucleus. Gene Ontology annotation, molecular function: DNA-binding transcription factor activity, RNA polymerase II-specific; RNA polymerase II cis-regulatory region sequence-specific DNA binding. Gene Ontology annotation, biological process: regulation of transcription by RNA polymerase II. The record is from RefSeq and is a predicted model, not a curated record. Lineage: Eukaryota; Metazoa; Chordata; Mammalia; Artiodactyla; Bovidae. The transcript has 15 exons.
AUGUCUAAGCCCCUGGAGGCCGAGAAGCAAGGUCUGGACUCUCCAUCAGAGCACACAGACACUGAAAGAAAUGGACCAGACACUAACCAUCAGAACCCCCAGAAUAAGACCUCCCCAUUCUCGGUGUCCCCGACUGGCCCCAGUACCAAGGUGGGCAUUCUCUCUGGCCUCCACUUAACAUUCUGGGGUCCCGGACCCUGCCUCUCUCCCCCCCAGAUCAAGGCUGAAGACCCCAGCGGCGACUCAGCCCCAGCAGCACCCCCGCCCCCGCAGCCGGCUCAGCCACACCUGCCCCAGGCCCAACUCAUGUUGACUGGCAGCCAGCUAGCCGGGCUCACGGCGCUGAUGCCGGCUCAGCAGCAGCUCCUCCUGCAGCAAGCGCAGGCCCAGCUCCUGGCCGCCGCCGUGCAGCAGUCCAGCGCCGCCGCCGCCGCCGCCGCCUCCACCUCCUCCUCUUCUUCCUCCUCCUCCUCCUCCGCCUCCUCCUCGACCUCGCAGCCCCCAGCCUCCUCCUCCUCCGGGGGAGGCGACCUGCCACCACCACAGUCUGCCAGCCAGCCCCCGGGGACCCCACAGCUUACCCUGUCCCAGCCCAUCCAGCUCACAGCACAGGACAUCCAGCAGCUCCUCCAGCUCCAGCAGCUGGUGCUUGUGCCAGGCCACCACCUCCAACCACCUGCUCAGUUCCUGCUGCCGCAGGCCCAGCAGAGUCAGCCAGGCCUGCUACCAACGCCAAAUCUAUUCCAGCUACCUCAGCAAACCCAGGGAGCUCUUCUGACCUCCCAGCCCCGGGCAGGGCUGCCCACACAGCCCCCCAAAUGCUUGGAGCCACCAUCCCAUCCCGAGGAGCCCAGUGAUCUGGAGGAGCUGGAGCAGUUCGCUCGCACCUUCAAGCAACGCCGCAUUAAGCUGGGUUUCACACAGGGUGAUGUGGGCCUGGCCAUGGGCAAGCUCUAUGGCAACGACUUCAGCCAGACGACCAUUUCCCGCUUCGAGGCCCUCAACCUGAGCUUCAAGAACAUGUGCAAACUCAAGCCCCUCCUGGAGAAGUGGCUCAAUGACGCAGAGACUAUGUCUGUGGACUCAAGCCUGCCCAGCCCUAACCAGCUGAGCAGCCCCAGCCUGGGUUUCGACGGGCUCCCCGGACGGAGACGCAAGAAGAGGACCAGCAUCGAGACAAACGUCCGCUUCGCCUUAGAGAAGAGUUUUCUAGCGAACCAGAAGCCUACCUCAGAGGAGAUCCUGCUGAUCGCAGAGCAGCUGCACAUGGAGAAGGAAGUAAUCCGCGUCUGGUUCUGCAACCGGCGCCAGAAGGAGAAACGCAUCAACCCCUGCAGCGCGGCCCCCAUGCUGCCCAGCCCGGGCAAGCCGGCCAGCUACAGCCCCCACCUGGUCACACCGCAAGGGGGCGCCGGGACCCUGCCAUUGUCCCAAGCUUCCAGCAGUCUGAGCACAACAGUUACUACCUUAUCCUCAGCUGUGGGGACACUCCACCCCAGCCGGACAGCUGGAGGGGGUGGGGCCGGGGGCGGGGCCGCGCCCCCCCUCAAUUCCAUCCCCUCUGUCACCCCCCCACCCCCGGCCACCACCAACAGCACAAAUCCCAGCCCUCAAGGCAGCCACUCGGCCAUCGGCUUGUCGGGCCUGAGCCCCAGCACGGGAAGCACAAUGGUGGGGUUGAGCUCCGGGCUGAGUCCAGCCCUCAUGAGCAACAACCCUUUGGCCACUAUCCAAGCCCUGGCCUCUGGUGGAACCCUGCCCCUUACCAGCCUUGACAGCAGCGGGAACCUGGUGCUGGGGGCGGCUGGCGCAGCCCCAGGGAGCCCAGGCCUGGUGACCUCACCACUCUUCUUGAACCACGCUGGGCUGCCCCUGCUCAGCGCCCCGCCUGGCGUGGGCCUGGUCUCGGCAGCUGCUGCGGCCGUGGCAGCCUCCAUCUCCAGCAAGUCUCCUGGCCUCUCCUCGUCCUCCUCCUCGUCCUCCUCUACCUGCAGUGAGACGGCAGCACAGACCCCUGGAGGCCCAGGGGGACCCGAGGUAGGGUCCAAGCCCGAGUGA